AGUCCAAUUAAGUAAUCAAGUGAGGGCGGAGCCAGCCCAAACUCCCAUAUCUGACUUUGGCAGAACCAGCAGCAGCAGUGCUCUCUGGGAACGCCACAAACUUUUAUGUAAAAAGUUGUAAUGGGGUUCAGAGUGGCUGUUCUGUUUGGGUUUGUGCUCCUCCUCUCUGCUGGAACCUUCUGCUCCGCCACAAAUGAGACACUGGAGCAGCUGACGGCCAUCUCCCAUCAGGCGGCGGCGGAGCAGCAUCAGGCCAACCGGACGGACCCGAGCCGCCCGCUCCACUCUCCCUACACCAUCCGGCUCAGGAUCCACCAGCUCAAGAACCCGGCCGUCAAGCAGAACCUGAAGCAAAGCCCGGAGAACCCUCUGGCGGUGCAGCCCAGACACUUCUCCUCCUCGGUACCAGCCCGGAGCCUGGAGCUGAGCCUGCUCCCCGAGAAGGAACCAAAGAUGCUGGAGAGCUUUGAGCGGCGCGUGCCCGUGCCAGCUGAGAGCGUGUCGGUGCGCUGUGGCGAGGACAAGGUCAUCGUGGCGGUCCAGCAGAACUUCUUAGGAAAUGGGAAGUUGAUCCAUCCCGGAGAUUUGACCUUAGGGGGCUGUGCGGCGGUGGACGCCGUGGACCGGAUCCUGCUGUUCCAGGCGGAGCUGCAGGGCUGCGGCAGCACCGUGAAGACGACGGAGGAGGUCCUGGUCUACGCCUUUCCUCUGAAGUACCUGCCGACGCCCAUCGGCAGCACGCCGCUUCUGAAGACCAACCCGGCUGAGGUGACGGUCGAGUGCCACUAUCAAAGGAAGCACGUCGUCAGCAGCGCCGCCUUGAGGCCGGCCUGGGAGACGCAGGCCGUCCAUCUGGGUGCAGAGCAGCGGCUGCAGUUCUCGCUGCGCCUCAUGACAGAGGACUGGCAGUGGCAGCGGCCCUCCAACGUCUACUUCCUGAACGACGUGAUGCACAUCGAGGCGUCGGUGCUGCAGGGUCACCACGUCCCCCUCAGGGUCUUCGUGGACAGCUGUGUGGCCACCGCCAGCCCCCAGCCCGGCGCCAAACCCCAGUACGCCUUCAUCAGUAACCACGGGUGUUUAAUAGACGCAAAGCAGACGGGAGAGCAGUCUUACUUCAUGCAGAGGCUGCAGGAGAAUAAACUUCACUUCCAGCUGAAAACCUUCAGGUUCAACAAAGACCAAAGCAACAAUUCGUUCUACAUCACCUGCCACCUGAAGGCGACCCAGCUGCACGCUCCUAUCGACUGGCAGCACAAAGCCUGCUCCUUCCUGACUGAAGCCAAAAGAUGGGUGGCGUCGGGCGGAGACAACAAGGUGUGUAGCUGCUGCGAGAGCAGCUGCAGCGAGCCGAGGAUGAGGAGGAGCUAUGCAGCAGACGCAGAGCUGCAGGUGGAGGGAACCGUCGUUCUGGGCCCGAUCCUCGUCAUGAAGGACGUCCAUGAGGAGCUGCCUGCAGGACCAGAGCUCCCACCAGAACCCGUUCCCGAGCUCCAAACGCAGGAGGAGGAGCCAAGCGCCGCGCCUUACCUGUCGACCGGCCUGCUGUGUGGGGCGGGGGCUAUGCUGGCAGUGAUGGUGGCGUUCCUGAGCUCUGCCGUCUGCAGCAGACCUCGCAAACCUGCCGUCUUUUCAGUUUGCUCCUGAUUUAAGCCAAUAAAAUAUUUAUAUCCAA
This is a messenger RNA of Oryzias melastigma (Indian medaka), 1675 nucleotides long. Its product is annotated as zona pellucida sperm-binding protein 3. Gene Ontology annotation, cellular component: extracellular matrix. The transcript has 11 exons. Gene Ontology annotation, biological process: binding of sperm to zona pellucida; positive regulation of acrosome reaction; egg coat formation. Bases 121 to 1647 code for a protein of 508 amino acids. NCBI's taxonomy places the organism in Eukaryota, Metazoa, Chordata, Actinopteri, Beloniformes, Adrianichthyidae. The record is from RefSeq and is a predicted model, not a curated record. Gene Ontology annotation, molecular function: acrosin binding.